AUGAAUGUACUUCCACCAAUAACUAUCCCAACUUUUAUUCAACCCAUUGUUGAAUCAGCGGUUGCUUGGUUUACAAUAACAUUUAUUGCGAUCCCAGCUUCUGUUUUCUUUGUGAUUUGGGAUUGUCCAAAAUCUAUUUGGCGAUUUUUCUUUAAUGAUUAUCCUAAAGUUAUUCUUAUUACUGGUGCAAAUUCUGGUAUAGGAGCAGAACUCGUGCUCGCUUAUGCGAGAAAAAACAUUACUAUUGGACUUAUUGCUCGCGAUAAAGACCGUUUGGAUGCUGUGUCAAAAGCUUGCCAUAAACAAGGUGCUACUACUCGAAUUAUACAAUGUGAUAUUACCAAUAUGGAAGAUUUAAGUAGAUGUAUUGAUAAAUUCGAUAAUGAAAAUCCAAUUGAAUUGUUAAUUGCUAAUGCAGCUCAAUCUGGCGCAACUAUUGAUCAAGUGGAGGAUUCAUGGAAACGAGCUCUUGAGGUGAACAUUACGGGUACAUUGGCAACAGUUGUCUUAGUUUAUAAAAAAAUGCGCGAGAGAAAAAAGGGACAAAUUGCAAAAAAUCAUGCUGAAAUUACUUGGCCUUUCUUUGAAUAUUUACCAACUUAUGCAACUUAUAUUUUGCCACCAAGAAUUUUGGAAGUGGCUACUUACAUGGCUGGUAAAUUCAAUGGUUUUGUUACUGGUAGUGGUGAUAUUGCUUGGACUUAA
Messenger RNA from Entrophospora sp. SA101, 705 nucleotides. Lineage: Eukaryota; Fungi; Glomeromycota; Glomeromycetes; Entrophosporales; Entrophosporaceae. The record is from the annotation of a GenBank genome assembly.